Juglans microcarpa x Juglans regia is the source of this 1821-nucleotide messenger RNA. RefSeq names its product pentatricopeptide repeat-containing protein At2g20710, mitochondrial-like. Gene Ontology annotation, cellular component: mitochondrion. Gene Ontology annotation, molecular function: protein binding. Lineage: Eukaryota; Viridiplantae; Streptophyta; Magnoliopsida; Fagales; Juglandaceae. Bases 86 to 1615 code for a protein of 509 amino acids. The record is from RefSeq and is a predicted model, not a curated record. The transcript has 2 exons.
CUUAAACCCUUAAACCCCCCAAUGCCUCCAGAAAUACCGCAUUUAUCGUUAGGUUCGAUUUCAUCUCUUACUCUCAACCUAAUGCAUGAAGCUGUUUCGCUCAAAUCCAUGGCGCGGGUAUGCCAUUUCGAGGGUUUUCGGUGCUUUCUUCUAUCAUACCGAAACCAUACCCAGGUCUGCGCCCCAAAUCGACUCUCUCUACCUUCGCAUUUCGCGGGCCGGUGAUCCUAGGGUUCCGAUCGUCCGAGUGAUCGACCAGUGGCUUGAAGAAGGACGAGACGUUCAGAAUUCCGAGCUUCAUAAAUUUAUCAAGCAACUUCGCAAAUAUCGUCGCUUCAAACACGCUUUACAGAUAUCUGAAUGGUUGAGUGAGCAAAGGAACCACAACCUAUCCUCUGGAGACAUUGCGAUUCGGCUAGAUUUGAUCUCAAAAGUUCAUGGCCUAGAAGAAGCAGAGAAGUAUUUUGAUGGCAUCCCUGACACUUCAAGAAUCACCAGCCACGUAUAUGGUGCUCUGUUAAACUGCUAUGCAGAACAUAAAUCUUUAGAUAAAGCAGAGGCCACCAUGCAGAAGAUGAGGGAGCUAGGUUUUCUGAAAACAUCUCUGUCUUAUAACGUUAUGUUAAAACUCUAUUCUCGGUUGGGUAAAACUGAGAAACUAGACAGUGUAAUGCAAGAGAUGGAAAAGAAAGGCAUUGAUUGGAACAUGUUCACAUUUAACAUUAGGUUGAAUGCUUAUGCAGCCACCUCUGACAUUGAGGGAAUAGAGAAGCUUUUAAUGAAGAUGGAAGCUGAUCCUGAAAUCACCAUUGACUGGAAUGCUUAUGCUGUUGCGGCAAAUGGAUACUCAAAAGCUGGGUUACAUGAAAAGACGAUAGAAAUGCUGAAGAAAGCAGAGCAACUCGUUAGUGGUAAAACAAGGAAGUUUGCUUAUGAAACACUCCUCACUUUAUACACGGCUAUUCAGAAUAAAGCGGAGGUGUAUCGUAUUUGGACUUUGUAUGGAGCAAUGGGGAAAGUCUGGAACUCGGGCUAUCUGUGUAUGAUAAGCUCGUUAGUAAAGCUGGAUGACUUGGAUGCUGCUGAAAAGAUCCUGGAGGAGUGGGAAUCUGUAACUGCAUUUGUUGACUUUCGGAUUCCACGUGUACUGAUCACUGCUUAUUGCAAGAAGGGUCUUUUGGAUAAGGCUGAAGCAUAUAUAGACAGGCUUAAAGAGAGUGGGACGGAGGUAGACUCGAUCACAUGGGAUCGCAUGGCAAGUGGAUAUCAUGCACAUGGUCAGGUGGAUAAGGCAGUGGAGACAAUGAAGCAAGCACUGUUGGAAAAUCUACCAGGAUACAUGCCCAACCGUUUUAUAUUGGCUGAAUGUCUCGAGUACUUGAAAGAGAAGGGAGAUGUAGAAGCGGCAGAGGAGAUUUUGAGGUUACUUAGAGAAAAUUGUCAUUUUUCAACUGGUAUUUGUGAAAAAUUACGAAGUUAUAUUCAUGUUGAAAGUCCAUCUUGUAAAAAGGCAUUUGAUCAUUUGAAAGAAGAUGGUCAGAUGGAAGGGGAUGAUCAGGUUCUGGAAGGUGAGACUCCCGGAGUAAUGGACCUCAAAUCUGACUGUGGCAGCUGAGUUAUAUGUAAAGCUUCAAGAAGUAUUGAAUUGUAUUUCCAAAAAAUGGUGCAUUAUCUUAUCUAAAAACCCAUAGAGGCGCCAAUCUUCUGCAUUUCACAUGUUUUUUUUUUUUUUUGGCCUUUUGCCUUCCUCUUAGCGGCUGGAUGUAGUUUCACUGCUCAAAUAUUGUUGAAUUAGCAGACCCUCCGCCCAUCUUGCAAGUA